Messenger RNA from Paramisgurnus dabryanus, 2105 nucleotides. It is a transcript of the gene smyd2a, whose product is annotated as SET and MYND domain containing 2a. The record is from RefSeq and is a predicted model, not a curated record. Gene Ontology annotation, molecular function: protein binding. Gene Ontology annotation, cellular component: nucleus. NCBI's taxonomy places the organism in Eukaryota, Metazoa, Chordata, Actinopteri, Cypriniformes, Cobitidae.
ACCCGUCUGUGUUCUGGUGUUGCUAGUUGUUGAGAGUCUUUCUGCUGAACAUGUGGUGUGGUUGUGGCGUCACUAUACUCACCGCAGUCACUGAAAAAAUCAAGUGAGACGGACGUAUCGCUUACAGGCAGCGUUAAAGUCAGAGGUCGCGUUCUGACGAGCUCGAGGAAGUGGAGCACGUGCGAUGAAAACCGAAGGGAUUGAGGGUACCGAAAGGUUUUUGAGCCCCGGUAAGGGCCGGGGACUCAGAGCCACAAAGCAUUUUAAAGUUGGAGAUCUAGUGUUCGCUUGUCCGGCGUAUACGUACGUGCUGACGGUGAACGAGAGAGGCGCACACUGCGAAUUCUGCUUUACCAGGAAAGAAGGGCUGUCAAAGUGUGGAAAAUGUAAACAGGCCUACUACUGCAAUGUAGAGUGUCAGAAAGGUGACUGGCCCAUGCACAAGUUGGAGUGCUCGGCCAUGUGCACACACGGUGAGAACUGGUGUCCAUCAGAGACGGUGCGACUGGUUGCCAGAAUCAUUCUGAAAAGGAAGUUCCAGACAGAAAGGACUCCAUCGGAAAGAGUUUUGACUCUUACAGAAUUAGAAGCACAUCUGGACAAGCUAGACGAUGAGAAGAAUGAGAUGAACGACACGGACAUCGCUGCGUUACACCACUUUUACUCGCGUCACCUUGAUUUCCCUGAUAAUGCAGAACUUACAGAGCUCUUUGCUCAGGUGAACUGUAAUGGCUUCACCAUUGAAGAUGAGGAGCUGUCUCAUCUAGGUUCUGCUGUAUUUCCAGAUGUUGCUCUGAUGAAUCACAGCUGUAGUCCGAAUGUGAUUGUGACGUAUAAAGGUACAGUUGCUGAGGUGAGGGCUGUGCAGGAGAUCAGCCCUGGAGAAGAGAUUUUCAACAGUUAUAUCGACCUCCUGUAUCCAACAGAGGAUAGAAUUGAAAGGUUGAAAGAUUCUUAUUUCUUUACAUGUGACUGUAAAGAAUGCACCUCUAAAUCAAAGGACAAGGCCAAAAUGGAGAUCCGUCAAAAGCUCAGCUCACCUCCAGAGGCCAAUGAAAUCAGACAGAUGGUGGGGUAUGCCAGAAAUGUCAUCGAGGAGUUCAGGAGAGCCAAGCACUAUAAAACUCCCAGUGAACUGCUUGAGAUCUGUGAGCUAAGUAUGGAUAAAAUGGGAUCAAUAUUUGCAGACACAAAUGUGUAUAUGCUGCACAUGAUGUACCAGGCAAUGGGCGUCUGUCUCUACAUGCAGGACUGGGAUGGAGCAAUGAAGUAUGGCGAGAAAAUUGUCCAGCCCUACAGUGUGCACUAUCCUCCUUAUUCGCUGAAUGUGGCUUCUAUGUACCUGAAACUUGGAAGAUUGUACCUAGGACUCGAGAAGAAGACGCAAGGAGUUAAAGCUUUAAAGAAGGCUCUUGCAGUCAUGAACAUUGCCCAUGGAAAAGAGCAUCCAUACAUCACAGAGGUUGAAAAGGAAAUAGAAGAUCAGAAAUAAUGGGACAACAAUGACAAAAUAUGCAUCAAACGCUGGCAUGUCUUAUACCUCUCCCUGGAAUAUUAAAACAAAAGUGAUGUCAAAAUUGUCUGUUGAUCUGAGAUGUCAUUAAAACAAAUUUUAGAUUUGUAAAUAGAUGGCCCAGAUAUUUUGUUGUUUGUAUUGUCUGCACUUUGGGAAAAAAUGUCCUUAUCUGUUUGUUUUUUUUGUGAAGAAGGGCUAAGAUUUAAAAAUCAUAUCAUAUAUGCCAGGUUUUAACACAAUUUUGCCCACUUAUGUAGCAACAAUAUUGCUGUUUUGAAGAACUAAUGAAUGUAAAUCAUUUAUAUAUUCUCAAUACAGUGACUCUAUUUGAUAGAUUGUUGCGUGGUUAUCAUUUUGCAUAGGUCAGAGUAUAUCAUUGAUACUGUUAAGAUAUUGGACUUCCAAUCUUUUAUUACAUUGGAGUCAUAAAAUUACAUUUAUAACUGCUAUUUGUUUGUUAAUGUUUAUUGUUUGUUUGAUAUUGUGCAAUUUUGACAGGUAGCAUGGGCAAGAAAAAAGGAAUGUAAACUGCCACAUGCUUGAAAUUUAAUGUGACAACACUAUAAAGUAAUAAAAUCCUUAAGAUGAA